Messenger RNA from Cinara cedri, 19213 nucleotides. The record is from the annotation of a GenBank genome assembly. Lineage: Eukaryota; Metazoa; Arthropoda; Insecta; Hemiptera; Aphididae.
GUAACUUCCAUCGCCCCCUGGAUAGCUCUAGUUUUCUCAGGGGGGCGAUAUCGCCCACUUUGGGAAACACUGCUCUACUGUCUUGAGUACAGACAAUUUAUACCCGCGUAAAAAUGUACUUAUCACCAUUCACCUAACCUUUUUUGUUACCACGGUGUACUUACCGAGGGUUUGGUAGAAAUAUAAAGGAAUGUUUGUUUUUCAUAAUUCGAGGUUAACACGAUUUUUCAACUAUCAAUUGUAACAAUAUUAUGAAUUUAUGAAUUUAUGAAUUAACCACGUUUAACAAAUAACGAUUAUUGUAAUAUGAUUAUCUUGGUGUUUUGGCCCUCCAAAAAACCAGUUAUUUCAGUAAAACAAAAUUGCCCAAUUAACUAUUGAAUAUUGAUUUUGGGAAAUUAAAUUACAGAUAUAUAUCGUACUUAUAUUUGUAUUUCAACUGCAUAACUCAUAGUAAGUUGUAAGGUUGUAUUGAAGUAUUAUGUUUAGAUUUUAUACAAUAUACAUUUUGUCAACGUUAAUAUUGUUUUCAACAGUAACUUACAACUCAUAUUAGUGUGAACUUUCAAACUAUCUGAAACAACCAUGGACCGUCCGCUUUUGGUGAACGAAUUUGAAGAGAUGGGGUUAUCCAUUUCGGACGAUAUUCUAGACGAAUGUGAGUGAUUAUUUAAUAUAUAUAAUAAUAUUAUUGAUUCAAGUUUUAGAUAUGGCUGUAUUUAUUGUAUUUUCAGCAUUUUAUAUUUUUAUUACUAUUAGUAUUUUGAUUAAGAUUUUGAAAAAUAUCUACACAUAUUAAAAAUGUAAUAUGUUGAUUAUUUUGACUUGUUCUAAUUUAGUAGAUUUAACAAUUUAACUAAGACAUUUUUCAUUUAAAAAUAAAUACAACUUUAGAAAAUAAAUAUAAGUAAUUAGAUCAAAAUUCUAUUAAAAUGUAUAAAAUACUUUUUACUUUAAUAUUGUAUGCAUUCAAAAUUCUAUAAAUUUAAUAUUUUUAUUUUUGCAGGUAUCAUUAUUUGUCAUACAUAUAAAAUAACAGCUUCGGAUUUGGUUGGAUCUUGGAUAGCUUACUGUGCCUCUUCUCAAAUUGAUGCUAAUGAUUUGAGUAAAGAAAGACUGAUGAUAUUAGUUAAAUCGUUCAAAGUAGAUUCAGACAAUAAAAGGUAAAUAUUUUAUGUUAUAGUAAUAUUAUUAAGUGAUCUUAAUAAUUGUGAGUAAUUGUCUGAAUAUGACACAUAUUUUCUUACAAUGUAAAUAUAUAAUAUUACAAAAAAUAGCAAAAUUUGAAUAAAGAAAUUCUCAAUUUUUAUUAUUAAAAUUAAUAACACAUACCUAGUUAAAAAGUUAAUUAGGUUCCUAAUAAUUAUAAUAUGUAAUUAAAUAUUUAAAUAUCAUUUUUAUUUUAUUGUAUUAUUAUUAUGUCAUCUUUUACUAUUUAAAAAUUAUAAAUUAAAAACAAUUUUUUCAUAAUUUAUAGGAAAUCUCUUGAAUUAAAAUCAUACACAAACAAUUUUACUUCCUUAUCAACGGUUCAUAAGGCAGACUCAAUCAAAGUAAGUUUUUUUAUAUAUAUAUAUGUAUACUGUGUAGUAUGCUACCUAUGCUAUUUUCUAUUUCAUGCCAUAUUCUUUUAUAUGUUAUAUUUUAUUUCAUUUAAUUCUGGAAAAUACCUAUUAGAAAGACUCAGGUUAUCAAUAUCCACCAAGAAUUACAUUUAGAUAUAUUAUUUUAGUGAAUAUUCUUUUGCCUUUUUGUUUAUAAAUGUAUUAUUUUGAAUAAAUUAUAGUUAAUUAGUAGAUAGAAUACCUAACAAAACAGUUUUUAGUAGAUGACAUUUUACAGUAAAUACCAUACUACACACUACAAUUUGUUCAAAUGCUUAGUUGACAUGUUUAUUUCUAUAUAUAAGUUUACACCAGUUCACCCUGUAAAGGCUGAUUUAGUGAUAACAUAAUAUGCACUCUGUUCAGUGACUGGCAUUAAUUACCUAAUUAAAUAAUAAUAAUAAUGUCUAAAAAUAUAAUAUAACAUGAAUGGGGUAAUGGCCAAUACGAGGUCUGGCUAUUAAAUAACGAGACUGCUUAUGAAAAAUUGUUUUAUUUUAAAAAUUAUUCCAUAACCAAAUGUUCCCCUUCAAUAUACUCUCCUCCCCUCUUCACACACCGUUUCAUUUGUUUCUUCCAUUGCUCAAGGCAGUGCUGGAAGUCUGUNACCUCUUCCAUCGACUCAAACCGGAUUCCUUUUAAGGCAGACUUUAUCUUCGGAAACAAGUAAAAGUCGCAGGGUGCCAAGUCCGGUGAGUAAAACACGUGUUCAAGUACUGGAGUGCCUUAAGCGGCCAAAUAAUGCUUCACAGACAGCGCAUUAUGGGCAGGUGCAAGAUCCACGACUUGUUUUUCCACAAUAUCGACCAUUUCUUACGAACUCAUUCACGCAAUGUUGCCAAAACUGUCAAAUAGUAAUGUUGGUUUGACCCUCUGGAACCCAUUCAGUCAUCAUGAUGCCGUUAAUAUCCAAGAAAACGGUUUUGAAUUUGGAUUACAAUUGAAUUGGAUUCUGGUGCACUCUCGACCUUCAGAAAAUAAUUUAUGUCACUCAAAAACACGCGCCCGAGAUAGGAAAUCCUCACUAUAGGCCUCUUUUAACAACUUAUAGCACUCAGUUGGAGGUUUUUUUAGUUUAACGAGAAAAAUUUACUAAAAUACUAAUGCACCAACAAAAACCCAAUUUUGUACUGGCAUAAUAGACACUUCCAGCUAACCAGCGCUGUAUUCGGUUUUCCCUUAACCUUUUUGGGACGCUCUCUGCGCGCGCAGUCUCGUUAUUUAAUAGCCAAACCUCGUGUUACCCAACCAAUUGAUGAUCAUCUGUGUGUUCAUAAAUAUGUUCAUUAAAUAUAAGAAGUAAUUUAAAAAUUGUUGUAAAAGGGUCAAGAUGAGAUCAUUUUCCUCUCCUCAAUAGGUCUUUAAUUUAAUUCAAUUUUUGUUUACCAUGACUAUAAUACUUGCAAUUAAUGUUUUAAAAUACAUUUACCCAAAAUGCCUGUGGAUGCCCAUGGUUGGCAUAGUAUUGAUUAAAAAAAAAAAAAACAAAUUAUUAAUGUUUCUAGAUGAUCCCACUGAUAGAUUAAUAUAUUUGAACUAUUGCAUUGAUUAUCUAUUAAACCAGUUAAAAAAAAAUUGUAUAUACACUUAAACUUAAAAGUACAGUGAUAAGGGGAUAUUUCUUAUGUGGAACAGGUGUAGCAAAAAUGUGUUUAAAUAAAAUUAAAAAAAAAAAAUAACCUUUAAAAGUCAAACAUACAAUUUCAUUUAUUAUAUAAAACUUGAAGAUGAUAACAUUUUGGUUGUUAGGUCAUUAAUAUUUUACAAUUCUGUAAAUAUUCACUUCAUUUAUUAGGUUAUUUUAAGUGUUCAUAGAUUGUACACACAGAGAUGGAUACCACUGUGAUGACUUCUUAAUUAUUAUCAUAUUAUUAUGUACUUUUAUAUAAUUUUCUUUUUAUGGUCAGUGUUUUCAAUCCAUUUCUAAAAAAUGUGUGACAAAUGCUAAAACCAUCUAAGGCAACUUCUACUUGUUGAUGGUAUUAAAUAUUAACUCCACUCUUAAAAUCUUGAUACAACUAUAGUAUAUGGUAUAUUGUUAAGAUAAUUUUGGAUAACAUACAUUUUGGUAGACAAUUAUUACAAUAGUAUUGUGAUCUCUAAAAACAACAAUGAAAAUAGUUUUUUUUUAAUAUGUACUAACUUCUAAAAUUUAAUAUUCUGAACAAUAGUAUUUUAUUAUAAUACAUUAUACAACCUAUUAUAAAGUUAAAUGAUAAUUAAUUAUCAAAGAAUUUUUGCAUCCAAUAUAAUUUAUUUAACCCCUGUGACUAUUGUCAAUAGUUUAUUAAAUACAGUUACUUUUCAUACCUUAUUAUGGUCUCUAUAUCUAUAAACAUUGAAGCAUUUAGUCCAUUUAAGAACAUUUUGCAGUUGCGUCAUUGUUCUACCGGACAGAAAUAUAUAGUAUUAGACACUGUAUACUGUGUUUAGUAAAGAAUUGUUUGGUUUUACAAAGAUGUUUAUUUUUUUUUAUGUGAACACUUUUUCUAUUAGAAAGCUUACUCCGAUUAUUAAAUAUAGCACCUGGUUCUUUAGAAUUGAAAGAUUAAAAAUAAGGUUGUCAUUAGCAACUAUUUUUAUUUAUUUUUUUGUUAUUAUUAAGUUUAAAUUAUUUUAAUAUUUUUAAACAAUCAUUGUUGUCAUGGAACUACACAUUGUUUUGAUCAUGUUACCAUAAUAUAACAUAUAUAUAUUGUUGACAAAGUAACACUAUCAACUAAAUUCCCCUCAGAAUGGUUUUUUUAUUAGCAAUAGUUUAUCAUUGCAUACAAAUAUACAUUAAAUUCUUGUCUAUAUUCUACCUUCCCAACUUUCCACCUACAAUAGUGGCUGCCCACAUGCGAAGUAUGUCGGUUCAUUUUUUUUUUUAAUUUGUUCUUAAUUUAUAGUUUUACUAUAAUGUGUUUUUAGUCUGAAUAAUUUUUCAAACAGAAAUCAUUCUUCAAUCAUUAACUUCAGUGGUGGUUUCUGAAUUUGUUAUAGAUGUUAUUUACUUGAGGAUGCACUUUUUUGAUUUUCUUAAUAAUGAAUGAAAUCUAUUAAAAAAUAGUGGUGGGAAAGAUUGGAUUAACUUAAACCAAAAGACUGAUUUUAUGUUUUUCAUUUUGUUCAAGAAUUAAACUUUGUUAAAUAAAUUAAAUAAAUUUAGUUUAAAAAAAACUAAAUAAGGCUUUUAUUUAACUUAUUAGUGGACUAAAAAGUAGAAAAUAAAUUCUCAUACCAUUCUACCUAGUAUAGGGAGUAUGAUGGUACUUUAACUGUUAAAGUGUGCUCAAAUAAAAACCUGGGGUGCUUUACUUGAAUCAUCUUAAACCUUUAUAUUAAUAAAAUAAUUGUUGCCCAUUUAAUCUUCAUUUUUAUAUUUAUGUUGGCACUUGUUCAUACUUUGUUGUUUGAAGCUCAUAUGUGAAUAUAUUCACAUUUUAAUUUUUAUUUGCCCAGCUUUGCACCAGGUUUUUACUUGAGUACACAUCAACAAUGAAAGUACUAUUGUCCAUCAUACUCCAUCUACCCAGAUAGAAGGGAAUCAGAAUUUAUUUUAAAUUCCAAACGUAGGGAGGGAGCUAUUGGUUUUACUAAAGUGUUUGUUUUUUUUCUUCUAGAUUGUGGACACGUUUUUCCUAUUAAACUUGCCCCAAUUUUACGUGUAGUAACUUUUCUGAAAACUCAAGUUGUCUAGAUUGUUCUUUUAAAAUAAAAGCACUUAAUUGGGAAAAAACAUACAAUUUCACGAUUUCAUUAUUUUAUAAAAACAAGGUUUUCUACCAGAAAAAAUGAUUUAAUCGAAAAAUCACAAGACCCAUUUUUGUUGCCUUUUUGAUUUACUUUCUUACAGUAUCAUCUCCAAAACUCUUGAGUCAAUUUGAGCUUUUAAGGAGUUAUAAUUUUUGGGAGUUUUUUUGCUGUGAUUCAGUUAUAAUUACACGUAGAGACAUGAAACUUGGUAAUAAUACUGAUAUUGGAUUUACCUAGAUGUAAUAAAAUUUCGUCCAACUACUUUUUUUAAUUUUUUUACAAUGAUACUUUUUUUUAUAUAAAAGUGUAGAACACUUAACAUUUCACUUUUAACAACAAGAACACAAGAAAACUUGCUCCUAUGUAUAAGUGUAGCACCUUUUCUGAAAGUCAAUUUUAUCAACUUGGUAAAUACAUAGGUCAUUUUUUGAGAACUUCAAGAAUGUAGAUACUAUCAUAAUAUUAAUCAUAAAAUAAGAAUAAUGAUAUUUUAUUUGUGUUGGAUUAUCAAUAAUUUAAUUUUGAUAUGCUUACUAGAAUUUAUAGUAAAAAUUCCCAUUAUUUGAGAAUUAAUUAUAAAUUCUUGAAAUAUUUCCUCAUUUUUAAAUAGCGGGAAAUUAUUCAUCACUAUGCGCAAUGCGGUGCAUUCUCAUUUGGAAAUUAGUAUAAUAGUAUAAUAAAAUCUACACGACUGACCAAAAUCAGUCCUGUUGAAAUAUUUACAAUUUGCGUGAAAAUAUGAUUUUAAAACUUUACAUUAAACACAAUUUUUUUGCAUACCACUUAUAAUGUACCUCCUAUCAAUUUUCAAGCAUUGUUUUUUCCAAUUAUUAUAAAAAAUACUGUAGCUAUCAAAAACCGACUUUUUCUGUUAUUGGCUAUGUGUUAAAAGGAGCAAAAUCAAUCUCUUGACAUUUUUGAAUUUGAGUAAUAUUUCUGGUAUAAAACAUCAUGUUAAAAUAAUAUGAUAAAAACGUAAUAUAAAUGCCAUAAAUAUUUGCCAUUUUACUUAUUUUUUCUUUCGAGUUUUUCCCUUUUAUUUCGAAAACCCCUUGGAAAAUUGAAAAAUGACUUCAGAAAAUUACCUUUCAGAAAGGUACUUCAGUCUAUACUUUGGAGAAAGUUUUCUGCUAAAAAAGAUGUUCACAUGACUAAAUAAAUAAAAAUUCCAUUUUGUCUUAAUAAAAUGUUUUUUUGUUAAUUUGUAUUGACUAAAAUAACUAGACAUUAGUAUAUUACAUGGAUUGAUUGAUCUUUAAAUAUAUUUAGUUUUUAGGGACAUUUCAUCUUUUGACAAAAAGUGACAUUUUUAAUAUAUUAAUUUAUGAUUUUGUUAAUGAUUUUCGGUCCGAUAAAUAUUUUUUUUUUUUUAAGAAAUUGUGAAAAAUAUUCCUAAAUAUGCAAUAUAAAAUUAUAGAUUUGCAUUUAUUGUAAUAUGAAAAAAAAAUGUCUUUGAAACUGGCCUUUUUUAUGAUUGUAUGAAAUAAACAUGUAAAUCUUAUCUUAAGUCCUCUGCCUUAGUAACUACUCUUCAGUGUGUGUAUCCUUGUGAAAACUAUAACAGGCCUAUUACUUAUUUAUUUUUAAAUUUUUUUUGUUUUAAUUUCAUCUGUAUCACGAAGAUAAUCCAUAAAUCAACAAAAAUAAUUGGAUUAUUGUACUAAAAUGUACCAAUAACAAUUAAUUUUUUUUUUUUGACUCUUAUAAAAUGUUGCGAUUGCACCGUUUAUACAAUUAAAAGAGAACAUUAUUUUGGAGGGCAAGAUGAUGCAUUUCUUUUUAAAUUCUGAGUAGAGCAAAAAAGCUUAUGGUUUUAUAAAGAUGUUUAUUUUUAUUCUUUUUUUAUUUGUUAACAACUUUUCUAGCAGCAAUUUCGCUCCAAAUUUUAUUGAUAGCAAUGUUUCUAAUAGGAAAUUUCAGUAGCUAAGUACUUUAAUAAGGACAUUUUUCGAUUUUCCCAAGAGUUUUCUCAGCAAAUGUAAGAAACAUAGAAAAGUUGGGAAAAUCAGUACAACGUUAAACAAAUAUUAUUAAAGAAAAUAUAUAAAGCUUAUUUAAUUAUUUUACUAUAACAUGUCAUAUAUAUUGUUGACAAAAUAUCAACUGAACUCCGCUCAGAAUUAUUUUUUCGUGAGCACUGCUUACAGGUAUACAUUAAAUUAUCUAUAACAGUGGCUGUACCUAUCUCCAUUAUCCUAGGACGUCUUUAAAUUUUACAGUCAUUUAAAAAGGAUAAGUAAUUUUUAUUUCUAAAUGAUGCAUCGAACGUCAUAUCCGGAAUAAUAAUAAAAAAUGAUAGGAAACACGCAUUGUCUGGCAAUACAAAAUAUUUGCCUCUUUUAUUUUAUAAAAGUGAUUUUACUCUAAAACCAAAAAAAAAAUUUAACUAUAUUGCUCGUUAGUUGAACUGAGACAGCACAUGCGGGUAUAGCUUCCUUUUAAUAAUAAUUUAAUAAUACAAUUAUUCAAUAAACUAUAUUUUUAUAUUUUAUUAAUUAUUAUUCUUAUUAAGGUGCUAUUGAUAACAGUUAACUCUGACAGACAUUAGUUAGAUUGUUCCUUGAUUUUAGUUACUUUUAUUCUGUGCAGUUUGUUAUUCUGAUUGUGAUUCUGGAGUGAUUUAAUUUUUGUGUAUUCGGGGUUGAUCACGCUGAUAAAAAUAAAAUGUCCAUUAUCAUUUAGAAAAAAUUGUCAUUUUGGAAGAACUAUCUAAGUCAAGUUUUUAAACAGUAAAUGGCCUUAUUUAUCUAAUAAAUAAAUAAAUAAAUAAAUAAAUAAAUAAAUUUAUUUAGCUUGAUGUCUUGCUCCAGGAGGACUUAACCUUAUAGAUUAUUUAAAUUUUGCGGGUUUUAGACAUAGUUUUUAUACGGUAGGACUCAGUGGAUAGAAUUGUUAGACUUAACAGAAAUGCUUGAAAAUUUAACAAGAGGUUCAAAAGUAAUACUUUGUGGUCGAAAACGAAAAUUUGAGCAUAAUGUUGAUUUUUUUUUUUUAUAAAAGUAUUUUAGUAUCAAAUUUUGACAAAAACCGUUUCAAUAAAAAAUUAUUCUGAACAAAUCUAGUUACUGGUUCAUACAAAAUUUUUGUUUUGAACAUAAUAUGUACAAUUCUCAUAUGUACUCAUAUAUACUAACAUCAUACGUAUUCGUAUAUUGCCGAUUUAAAAACUAUAGUGAAGUCAGAAUUGAGCGGACUAACUUAGUUUCGAGAUUAUAGCUUUUAAAAGUUCUGAUAUUAUGCGGAUAUUAUAUAAGAUGUUAUGUUUAAUAACUGAAUAUUGACAAUAUUGUAGAAUGUCUGCCGUAUAGUCUAGUGAUGUUAUGUACUUGUUGUCAUCCCAAAGAUGGCAAGAUCAAACCCGAGUUUCCAAAAUUAUUUUUGCAAAAUUACGUAGGUAGGUAACAAGGAAAAACAUAUUUAUUUUAGGUGCAUCUAGAGACCCAAACGUGACCCUAAUGUGACGUAUAUUAUAUUGUUGAAAAGCAAUACUAUUAACCUAGCUCCACUCAGAAUCAUUUUUCAUUAGCAAUAAUUAAUCUUUACCUACAGAUAUAUGAGUACCAUUAAAUUCCCCUAUUUAUAGUAACACUUCUAAUAACUUCUCAUCUACAACAGUGGUCCACCCAUCGUGCUGGUAUAUACUGUCUUUUUUUUUAUUAAACAAUGUAGGUAUUUUUACACAAUUUUAAUUUCUAGUUAAUAUUAUUUUAACUAAUUAUUUGUAGUUGUAUUGUAGUGUAUUAGGUAUUAUUAUUGUAACUAAUUGAAUAAAUAUUUGCCAGAAUUCUAACUAAUUUAAUUUAAAUUAAAUAGUAAUUAUUAAUGUAGUAAUUGCUAUAAUAAUAAAUACGGGAUAAUAGUCAUGUACUUAUUAAUCACCAAAAGUUUUGAUUGCAUAAUAAAAUGCAUGAUUAUAAUAACGAAUAUGAAAUGGUGUCUUACAAUAUGAAACGAAAUUAUCAUUAUUGAUAUAUUGUCAUAUUUUUACACCAGUUUACUCUAGUGGAUUUCUUAAAACAUACCGGUUUGAUUGUAAAUUGUAAUAAUAAAGCUUUAUUGUAAUAAUUGUACAAAGUAUAAUUAACAUUUUUUUGAACACAUAAAUUUAUUACAAAAUAAUUUGUUUUAAAUAUUUAUUUAUUAUAUUACUAUUAUUUACACUAAGGUUAUUCAGAUACUGUUUUAUUAGAAAUUACUUGAUUUAAUUAAAAAGAUUCGUUCAUUUAAUUUAAAAUACCCAUUCAAUUGAAUAGCCGUAAAUUGACUUCAGCAAUUAUAAAAGAGUCUGUAAGCAAAAACUGCACAAGAUUAUAUUAUUUUAUAUUGUGUAAACUAUGUAGUUAUUUGAAUUUAGUCUACAUGUUUCUUACACACAUAAACAAGUUAAUUUUUAAUUUGUUAAAAAUUGUUAGUUUAAAUUGUUUUCUUUAAAAUACUUUGAAAUUCACUUUCAGGUAUAUGCAGCUAUGCAAAUAUUUAAAUGUAAUAAUAAUAUAAUUAUUUUGUAUGUCAACAAAUCUGAUUUACAAAUUUCCUCCUAUUUACAAAUAUUAAGAUCUGCUUUAAAUGUAUUUGCCCAUUUUUAUAAUCUUUUUUUAUAUACAUGUUUGGUUUUUCAACUAUGAUUGAUUUUAAACAAAUUAUCUGUACUUUGUACAUCAUUAUGCAUUUAAAGCGCUCUGUAAUGUAAUUUGAGUAAUUACGAGAACUAGUUAUACAAUUUACAUGUGAAUGAAAAUCUGUAAGCACAUUUAAAUCAGCUUUUAUGAGACUUUUGAAGUCAUUAGCAAAACAAAAUGCUGGAAAAUUAAAUUAAAAUACAAAUUAUAAAUUAGUAAUUUGAAAUAGUUAAUAACAUUUAAAAAUAAUUGUUUAAUAAAACAUAAACAUUUGUAAUUGAUAAAAUUGAUUGGUAUCUAAUUUUCACAAAAUAAGGGCAAAUGACUGUUACUCUAAUUUCUGUAAUAAUCCAAGUCAUAAUACCGUAGUAGUCAUACAACCGUAAGCAGUUUAACUUAUUAUUUAUACCUGUAGGGAAUAAAAAUGACAGUCCGGCUGAUAACAAAAUUCAAAAAUAAUCUAAUGUAAUAAACGAUUAGUACAAUGUGAUGGUGAUGAUUUCGUGGUUUUUCGUCUUGGUUUUUUUUUCCUGCUACCGAAUUAGUUGAUAAAAAUGUUUUGAAAAAACGGAGAAACGUAUCAUAUUCAACAUUUCCCAGGGACGAAAAGUUCAUUUGCCACCCACCCACCGGGUGGGUAUAUUAUUUGUUUUUAAUAAACGUAUGAGUGAACGCCCAACGGACUUUUUUUUCUACUAAUCGAUACAUUUUUCUGGCACCAGGUGCCGAUUAUGCUGGGCGCGGAAUUGGAUUUAAAAUCAGUGGUGUCAUCGCUUUACACAAAACGAAGAAAAUCCGCACGUUGUGAUUAGCCCGCUGCUAUUCCUGGUCGUAAUAAUAAAUAAUAAUGUCGGUAUAGGACAGUCACCGAGUAAAAAUCUUAGAAAACGUUCAAACGAACGAAAUUGAAGGUUAAAGAUUACCGACCGGGUACUAGUCUAACCGUCGUGUUGAGCAAAAUAAAAAAAAUAUUUUUAUAAAUAUUAUAUUUCGUACCUACUCGGUUAUAAUAUUAUUAUUAUUGUAUAGGUACCGCGUAUAUGAGUAUACGGGGGGUUCCGAUAGGCCGGGCGGCGGCUGCAGCGCCCGUUGCGCGCGUACGCCUGAACAUACAACAACAAUAAUAAUAACAACGGCGACGGAGAAACGCGCGGCGCCGCCCGCACCCGCGCGGGCCAAACGUAUCCCCCCGUCUAAUAGGACCCGGAUUACACCCCGUCGAAUACCGGAGUAGACGUGUACUCGAAAUCAUUACGGACGACGUUCGAUUGGUGGCGAUGGGUCGUCGUCGUCGGUCGAGCGGCGUGCGCGCGCGGUGUACGCUACAGCGCGCCGCGAUAUUAUCGCCGGUACCCAUACGUUUAUUGUACCGCGCCAGUACCCAUUAUAAUAUUAUUACAAUGUGAUACAGUGAACCCCAGCGCGCCGCCACACUGGGCCGGAUAAAUAGCAAUGUUAUAAAAACCGUCGUCGUGCGCGCGCUGGAAAGCCGGCUGGAAUCCACUGGUUGCCGCAGCCGCCGCCUACCUGGCGGCGCGCGGCCACGCGGUGACCGGCCGUCCCCUCCCUUGUUGGUCCGUCGGUAUUUUUUUUUUUUUCACCUUUCCGCGACGACGACGACCGGUAGGCACCCGUCGAAUGUGUGCGCGUGCGAGCGUGUGCAUACGGCGCGUUCCUCUCGGUGCCCCGGUGAGGCGGCUGCAUCAAUCGCGUGCGUGUGUGCCGUGGCCGAGCAGCGCGAGCGUUCAAGGCCAAAACACCGGAGUUUUGAAAUUUUUUUUUUUUCUCGUUUGUUUGUAAUCCAGCUUUACGGCGCCGCGGUGCGUGCGUACGACGCUUCUCUUUCUCUCCGGUCGGCGGCGCGUCGUACGUACGACGCGUCGGUCGGUCGGUUUACCGUGCGGCGUCGUCGCCGGUUCAUUUCGCUUCGGAGACCCAUUGCGCGUUGUCGCCGUGCUCUCGGGUCUCCCUUAAAAAUAUCGUACGUAUCGCGACAAAAUAGAUAUUUGAUUUUGUCGCGGCGCGUAUUGUAUUUUUGUGUAUCGUCGUUGCUGGGACACGGACGGAACGUCGCGGCCAAACUGGUAUUGUUAUUGUUUUGCAUAAAUACGUUUUUUCCGUGCUCGUCGUACGUCAAUUAUAUUUACUUGGAUAAUAUUUAAUAUCGACAUUACGCGUUUUUCUCCGUUUUAAAUAAAUAGCAAUAUUCCACAAUAUCGCUCGCGCGCGGCAGCUUCAAUCGAUUCUGUUAUUUCGGUACACUACACUGUGCGUCGUUCGCUUUGUAUUUCGUCCGGGCAUUGUUUAUAAUAAUAUCAUGUAAAUAAAUAUUAUUAUUAUUAAUUUUUUUCCCGAAAAUACCGCCCCCUCCCCCGCGCCCGCCGCCGUUGCCGCCAUUCCGGUCUGUCCAUCUGCCCCCUCCCUCCUCCACCACUUCGUUACUUUUUCUUAACCGCCGCCGUCAAUUGACUAUCGCGCCGCGUCCAUUCCCGGCUAUUAUUAUUGUCGGGCGCGCAGGGAAAGUAGAACGUCUUGUGUUUCGUAAACUCGUUCCGAGUCCGUCCCAUUACGCGCGCACACGCACACGCACCCGUAACCCUCGUCGCCGCCGCCGUCGUCGUCUCGACCGUUCUCUCCCUUGUCUCGCGUCGUUUUAAACUGUCGGUUUUUUUUUCCUCUUCAAUUAACUCCGAAUAUUCUUUUUUUUUUCGAAUUCGUACACGGUGUUUUUACUUUCUUCCCCGUUUCAAUAUUCCUUCUCGUUUGUACCGUACGAUCCUUCGGUCGCCGUCGGCGUCUUUCAACGUUCGUUUUAUCGUCUCUCCCCCCGCCCCCCUCUAUCUCCGCCGCGGUUGAACCAACGACACGAGUUUGAACAGACGGAACGCGCAUUAUGCGUAAAGGAGAUUUAAACGAAAAGAAAAAAACUGUUCUAGAUGCGUAACGUACGUACACAAAUGGUUGGACGGUCCGUGGGUGUUUUUCUAGUCUACACUGAAUAUUUAAAAGCUGUGACUAGAUCUACACUCAUCAACUGCUUACCAAGUUCCUAGACUGCUUACGUUCAUCUAAAUUUUUUAGAAAUUAUUACUCUAUUGUAAAGUUUUAAUGUUUUAUUUUUUUUUUUUCUAAUUUUACACUGUACUCUCCGUUUGAAUUAUUUUUAUGUAAUAUUUGUUUGUUUUUUUUCGUACGAAUGUUGUAUUUAAAUUCAAUAUAUUAUUAACUGUUAAAUUAUCUAUUAUAAUAUGCAUUUAAUGGUGUUGACCAAAACAAAAUAUAUCUAUAUAUUGCCUACUUACAAAGGUAUUGUUUUUUAUUUAUCCUUUGUAUUUAUAUUAUUAAUUUUGAGGGUAUUAAUUAUAAUGUGUGUUAUUUUUAGAAAUAUUUUAAUUUUAACAUAGAAAUAACACAAUUUAUAAUUUCACAGUUGUACUAAACUCUAAAUAUUUUUGUUUGGUUAAAUGAAUUGCCUAUUUUUUUAGCAUUAGAUAGGUUCCUAUAUUACGUUGUGUAAAUACAUACCUAUCUAAAUUGUGUGUAAACCACAUAACAUGAUCCAUUUUUACGUAAAUCAAUAUUAUUGUUUUAAUAUUAAUUUCAAUGUACUGAAUAUACAACUUUAAAUUCUUCAACAAAAUACAAUAGUAGUUAGGUACUUAUUAUAAUAAAAUUGAUCUGGGUGAAAACGUGAAAGUAAAUCAUAAAUUGAAUUAUAAUAAUGUGUAACAACCUAUCAAAACAAAAAGUGGGUAAUAUUCUUAUAUUCAUUAGUGUCUAUAUAAAUACUUGACAUUUUUAAUUUGAUAUUAUUGGAAUGAAGGUAGUACAAGAAUAAAUAAACAAAUACUGUUUUAUGAAAGGACAUUAAUUAUGGUUGCCUGCUGUAAAAUUUUAAAUAAGAUUAGUUGAACCUAUCAACAAUAAAAGCAUUCAGGAGUUCAAACAAUAGGGUUCCACAUAUACUAUAAUGAUAUACAAAUGUUAAUAAUGUUAUAAUAUAUAGGUAUUGUAACCACACGCAUAACGUAUGUGUUUGGUUUUAUAAAAAGAAAAUAUAAUAUAAAAAUUUAGUAUUAAACCUAACUUAACUAUAUAAUAUUUAAUUAAAUAAUUUUUGUUCCAAAUAAUAAAGGUAUUGAUAUAAACAUUGUAUAAUGGUAUUUUAUUUAACUGAACGUACAGAAUAAAACAUAAGGUAUAUCAGAGGACUAAUAUUUAUGUACAUAUACUUCUGAGUCAUUUUAGAACAACUUGAAAUGAAUGUGACAUGUUCUUUACUCUGUCUGAUAUAAAUUUGUAUAGUAUUAAAUUUCUUAUUGUUGAGUAUUUGAAAGAACGGAGCAAAUGACAAUUGAUACCUAAUUAAGUACCUGUGUACUUCAUGAAAUAAUAUCACUGUGUUCCUAAGAGUUUAAAUUAACUUUAGAUCAAUUUAUUCAAUUAUCAUAAAAAAUAUAGUAUAACCGGUUGUGAUAAAAUUUAAAAGUUUGAAGUGUUUUAAAUACCCAAGUAGUUACCUAUUUCAAUAUUUAAUACAGGCGUUUAGCGUAUUUAAAAACUCCUAAAACUUCAAUGAACAGCAACGGUUUUUAAUUGUAAAUAAUAAGACUACUUAUAAAAUAUAUUUAAAUCACCAAUGUGUAAUGCAGUGCCUUUCAAUGAAAUGUUCCAACAUUAUUUACAACUGUAAUAGUCAUUACAUUUUUCUAAUGUCUUACCUAUUUAUUAAUUGUAACUAUAAAAACAUUAUAAGUAUUUUUAAUUCUUAAGAUUAUCUUGCUUAUGUAUAAGACUAAGUAAUUAUGUAUCUACACAUACUUCGGUUUUAGAAAAAAAUAAUAUUGACUAAAAUAGGUUAUAGUUAAAAUUCAUAACUGAGUUUCUUUUAUCUAACUGAAUCAACAAUUGUUGAAUAUUUAAAUAUUCCUUCAGACUAUUGAAUAAUGUACCUAACUAAUAAUUUUUUUUUCUUUAAUAAUUGUGUGUGAAAGUCACUAUUCAUAUAAUAUUUAAUCGACAAAAUUUUGUUACUUUUCAGAGUUCUACAUACGGAACGAGUAAUAUUAAAAUUGAAAAUGAAAUCAACAUAAAGGACAUUAUCGAUGGACAUAAUAUAAAAGAAGAGUAUGAGCAAUUUUAUUUGUUAUAACCUUACAACUUCAAAUUUAGAUUAUUGUAUUAAAUUAAAUUCUAUAGUGGUUGUACAAUUGACAUUUUAUUAAUUUGGGUUCAGUGCUUUAAAAUGUAUACCUUAUCUAAUUAAUAGCUUUUACUUACUCAUAUAGUGUUUAUAAAUCGUAAAUAUAAAUAUAUGAAUUUGAUUGUUAGUUAGUAGUUAUCUGAAAAACCACCUUGUUUGAGUUAAACAUACUAGCACGAUGAAUCAAUUAAAUCAUUUUUUUUAUAUUUAAUAUAAAACAUAAAAAGUGUAAUAAUUUGUAUGAUUUAUUUAAUUUAGAGAAAAUACUAUUUCUACUGCUGGCGACAUUGCAUGUGACUUUGGACUAGGAAAUAUUAACAAAAAUUCAUCCGAUAAUUCAGCUGAUAUUGAAGAAAUAUUUCUUUAUAAACAAGAUUUAUUUAAAAAAUUUGUUUUCGGUAGAGUCGACUAUCAAAAAUUUGAAAACCAUGUGCAGACAUUGGUAGAUGAUAUUGUCAAAAACAAUAAUUUACAACCAGCAGUACCGUUGUCUGAACUAUUUUGUACCAAUGACAAUGUGAGUAUAAAUUAUUAUUUAUUGCAUUUAUAUUAUCUAUUAGGUUUCUUAGUUAUAUUCAUAACAUAACUACAAAACAUCAGAGCUUCAGAUUAUUCUGAAUUUAAAUUUAUUUUAUUUUCAAAACUUACCCUUUUUUUAUAAUUACUAAGACUAUAAUAAUGAUAUUUCACAAAUAAAAAUAAUAUCUAAUACUUUUUAAUAUGAGUGUUAGGCUUAUGAGUUUUUAAACUGUCUACUUAUUCACAAGAUAAACUUUUAAAGACUUGUAUCUAUUUUUAUUUUUGAAAAUGCUUUAAAUUUUGAUUCUGUAUAAAAUAUUAAAAUGUAUUGAUAUGAAAUGGAAUAAUAACUGUGAUGUUUAUGCUAAAAUACUGUAGGCACCUAAAAUAUCUAUUAGAAUUGGAAAUGACAUCCAAGUUUUAGUAUUGUUUUAAAUUAUUAAAAAUAACAAUACAGAAUAUCCUAUUUUAUCUUAAAUCACAAACUAGUUCUACAAUUUUUUAGUUGGUCUUAAAAUAAUCUCUGUAUAAACCAUAAACUUUUAAGAGUGUAUUAAAUUACCAUUACAUUUGUUUUCUUCUGAAACUACAUUUGUUAUCAAUUUUAUUUACAAAUGUAAACUGUUUAAUGAUGUAGUUAUUAUUGUUGCAUGUUUAUCAAGAAAUGUUAAACUUGUGUUUUUCUUUUGCCUAUCUAAUGGGGCCAUAUAAUAACAAUUGUGAUCUACAUAUUUUCAAUAGUAUUAUGGCUCUGAUUUCAUUAAAGACAGCAUUAACUAUAACAUCAAUAAGGAAUUUGAUUUACCGACUUUCUAGUUUUUUGGGACAAAAUCAAAACAUUUUUACAACAAUUGUUUUUUGCAACUAAUUGUUUGUGUUUUUGAAAAAGAAAGUCAUAAACAUCAGUGUUGGUAAACAUCAAAAGUUUGUUUUUGUUUCGGUAAACAUUGUGAAAUGUGUGUAGAUGGUGUUAUAAAAAUAACUAACAGAUAAGAUGAUGUUUCUAAAUUUAAUAAGUAGUGUGAUAGUAGUGAGUGUGAAAUUUAGAAUUACAGCUUAGUAAUUUGCAAAUGUACAUUUUAUAAUUUUCAUAAUAUAAACAUGAAAAAAAAUGGAACAUGGACAAUACUCAUAAAGCUCUAUAAGAAUGCAACAGACCUGAAUUAUAAACAUAAAUUCAAGAAAACCGACAUAUUAAAAGAAAUUGGUGUUCAAUUGAAUACAGACUGUAUGGAAAUUGUAAAUUUGUUAUAGUUUUGUCAACUCAGUAUAGACAGUAUGUUUUUUUUCAUUAAUGUGUUGUCUCAGCAUUAUCUCAGGUAUUAGAUAAACAGAUGUAGUCCUAAAGAUUUCAUAAAUAGUUUUAAGUUGCAUGUAAUAUGUCUAUUGUUUUGCGUUUUUCUAAUCAAUAUGCAUAUCACUAAGUUAUCAUAUUUGUCUGUAAUAUUAAUUUCUUUAAUUAUAAUUAAAAACACAUCACCUACUUACUUAAUCAAUGAAAUAUGAAAUUAUUAUUAUAAAAGUAUUAAAAAAUAUGGAUAAUGAGGGUAAUAUGGUCCUGGUACCCCACCCCUUGACUACACCACUAUAACAUACUAUCACCAAGUAAGCUUUUAAAUUAAAAUACAUAAUACAUAUUACAAUCUUACCUUAACAAAAUUUAAAAAAAUAUCUUGCAUUAUCUUAGUUAAAAAUAGCCCUUUAGUUUAAAAGUUAUUAGUUGAAUCUAAAAUAAACAGCUAUUUUAUUAUGUGUUCAAUAUUUCAGGAAAUUACAAUUUCUGGCUGUUUGAAGUUGAUAAAAAAGGAAUUAUUUCUGAGUUCCUCCUAUGGUUCCAUAAAACUAGAUUUGUCUGAAGCUGGAAAAUUGGAUAAGUCGUUAUUUGCAAAUCAGAUAUUGGUUGUUACUGGUACCAAUACAGAUAGUAAGGUUUUCAAAGUCAGAAAACUGUACACCAAUGCUUCAUUACCGUUGUCACCAAAAAUUCCAAAAUUUGCUCAAGGUUUGUUUAAUUCCCUUUUUUAGAGUAUUGUUAUAUUUUAAUGAAAUUCUAAUAUUCUAAAAAAUAACAUAGUAUUACAUUAAUAUUUUACACAGGUAACAUGAAUAUAAUAGUUGCUGCUGGACCAUUUUUUAGUGAGUCAUCUCCACAGGGCAAAUCAUUGAAAUCUUUAAUAGAAAAAACUAUAAAUUUAAAAGCAAAAUUACUGGUGCUAUUAGGUCCAAUAUUCGAAACAGAUUUUGUUACACAAUUAAACAAAAGCUCAUCAGAAACCUAUGAUGAACUGUUGGAAUUCAUAAUACAACCAUUGUUUAAGUUUGUAACCAGCUAUUAACCUAAUUGUGAUGUUCAAAGAAUAGUAAUGAUGUAUUUAUAUAUAUAUAUAUUUUUUAUCUGAUUUUAGUCAUCCAAAUACUAGAAACACAAAAUUGGUGAUAUUUAGUUCUUGGAAAGAUGCCAAUAGUUACUGUGUUUAUCCUACACCUCCAUUUACUGAAUCCAGAUUACCAACUUUGUACCCUAACAAUAUAUUCAUUGUGUCCGAUCCAACAAUUUUUUCAGCCAACAAUGUAUUAAUUGCUGGUAACGCUAGUGAUGCCCUUAUGGGAUUACAUGUAUCAGGAAUAAAUAAAAUACAGUAAGUAAAGUAUUUGUAUUCAUUAAUAAAAUAAAUAAAUAUAUACAUAUUAUAGACAUGUAAUAUUUAUUAAACAUAUAUUAUAUACAUUUUUUUUUUUAUGUGUAUAGAGAAGAAACAUUUGAAAAACUCUCUAAGCAAAUUGUUUGGCAACAGAGUUUGCAUCCUUCAUAUACUGCUAGCCCUACCAUUCCUGUAGAUCAAUUUUUGUGGUUGGAACAUUGUAACUUCGAAGAAUUUACUCCACAUAUUAUAUUAACUACUUCUCAACUCCGUUCUUUCAUACGGGUAUGUAUUUACUCUUAAACUAUAUUAAAUUGAAUCAAUCUUGUUUUCUGGAAGCACUGAUUUUAAAUUAAACACAUGUGCUGUAAUAACAUAAAUUAGUGAUAAACAGUGUAUAUUUAAUUCUGAACUUUGGUUGCUUAGAUUCAUAAUUCACAAUUCAUCAUGGAUCUUUUUUUUACACGGGUUUGUGAUUAUUGUAAAAUAAGAAUUGUAUUAUACACUAAUAUUUGAUAGAAAUUCUAUUACCAUAAUAAUUAAAAUCAAUGUUUACCUAUUGUAAUUAUUAAAUAAUUAUUGAUUAUUAUUAAAUAUUAAUAAUUGUAUAAUUAUUAUUGGUUUCAGGUUGUUGAAAAUACAAUGGUCAUCAAUGUUGGGCAACUAGUCAAAAGUAAUUCUCAAAAAAAAUUGAUAUCUGGCACAUAUUGUAAGAUUCAAAUUACUCCACCAAAAGAUGGUCAUUGGUCACCAAAGACUAAUAUUUCAGCUCAAGUUAUUCAUAUCUAACAUUAAUAGUAUUAAUUUUGUAUAGAAACUUUUAUUUACAUUUUUUAUUGAUGAACAAUGUUUAUAUUUGACUUAUUGAAUAAUUACUAGAAUUAAUUA